Messenger RNA from Helianthus annuus (common sunflower), 3423 nucleotides. RefSeq names its product epidermal growth factor receptor substrate 15. The record is from RefSeq and is a predicted model, not a curated record. Gene Ontology annotation, biological process: endosomal transport; endocytosis. NCBI's taxonomy places the organism in Eukaryota, Viridiplantae, Streptophyta, Magnoliopsida, Asterales, Asteraceae. Bases 232 to 3189 code for a protein of 985 amino acids. Gene Ontology annotation, cellular component: nucleus; plasma membrane; cytoplasm. Gene Ontology annotation, molecular function: protein binding; calcium ion binding. The transcript is spliced from 13 exons.
GUAGUUACAUUUCUGUCAUCUCCUAACCCAAUCGUUGUGCCAUUCUGGAUCCGACGACUCUACAAUUCACUCCCUCAAAUCGGAGAGAAAACCGUCACCAAACUCACUAAUCAUCUUCAAUUUCUCUACUGCUUAUAUCAUACGCACCUUUCAAAACCCUAAUUUUCAGAUCUAUUCGGUUCUUCGAAUUCAGUUACUGUAAUUCGUCGAUCGUCAACUGCUUGUGUAGAAAUGGCGGUCAAUACGGAUCAAUUUGAACUCUACUUCAAACGAGCAGAUGUAGAUCAAGACGGACGCGUUAGUGGCUCUGAAGCUGUUUCGUUCUUUCAAGCGUCUGGUUUACCUAAGCCGGUUCUCGCUCAGAUAUGGACAUAUGCAGAUCAAAAUCGAAGUGGUUAUCUUGGCCGAGCAGAGUUCUACAAUUAUCUGAAACUCGUAACUGUUGCACAAAGUAAGCGAGACCUUACUCCAGAUAUUGUGAAGGCAGCACUAUAUGGACCCGCUUCAGCUAAAAUUCCUCCCCCUCAGAUUAAUCUACCUGCUUCUACUCCUCCUCAGCCAAAUCCGAACAUGGUGGGUUCAGCAGGAAAUGGUAUAAGGGGCUAUUCACCACAGCAAAGUCAAGUCAUGAGAGCCAAUCCCAUAGUGCCAGGUGGAGGGGCAAACAUUCACAAUAAUUCACUGACAAGUGGAGUGCAUGCACAAGUUUCCAGUACUACUAGUAGCUUGUUGCAAAAUGCUAAACCAAAUGGUUCGGCUGCUACUGUGCCUGCACCUAAAGAUUCAAUCGCUCGUGGCGUUUCAGGAAAUGGGUUUGCAUCAUUUGGUGAUGCUGUCUCAUCUCAAGCAAGUUUUUCAUUGCCUGUAUCUGCUGGUGGGGCCCAGUUACCCACUAAACCCUUUCAAAGUCACCAACCUACUGCUAAUCAGAACCACCAAACACACCCGAAUUUUAGACAUAAUCAGCAAGCUGCUGGAUCUACAUUUCCCCCUGUCAGGCCUGAAAGUCUUCCUUCUUCACAACCGUGGCCAAAAAUGUCACAGACCAGUGUUCAAAAGUAUACCAAGGUUUUCAUGGAAGUAGAUACAGACAGAGAUGGGAAAAUUACUGGUGAACAGGCACGUAACCUUUUCUUGAGUUGGAAGUUGCCAAGAGAGAUCUUAAAGCAAGUGUGGGACUUGUCUGACGAGGACAAUGACAGCAUGCUUUCACUCAAGGAAUUUUGUAUUGCUCUAUACCUUAUGGAGCGGUUCAGGGAAGGCCGUCCUCUUCCUAAGGUGCUACCACCUAAUAUCUUUGAGGGUCAAACACCUGCUGCUUCACAAUGGAGACCUUCGCCAGGCAUCCAACAAGCACAUGGGAUGACAGGCCCACGUCAGGUGGUUUCUGUUGCAGCAAGACCACCUCGUCCAGUUCCGGUUCCAAUACCUGAGGCUGAUGAGCAGCCUAAACAGCGUAAGCAAACAGUUCCUGUGCUGGAGAAGCAUCUAGUGGACCAACUUAGCACUGAAGAGCAAAAAUUAUUGAAUUCUAAGUUCCAGGAGGCAACUGAGGCAGAUAAAAAGGUGGGUGAACUCGAAAAAGAGAUAUUGGAAGCUAGACAGAAGAUUGAGUUCUACCGAAACAAGAUGCAGGAAAUUGUGUUGUACAAGAGCAGAUGUGACUCUAGAUUAAAUGAGAUCACAGAAAGGGUUGCCAGUGAUAAAAGAGAGGUUGAAUCACUGUCAAAGAAAUAUGAAGAGAAAUACAAACAGUCUGGUGAUGUAGCUUCUAAGUUGACUAUUGAGGAGGCAACAUUCCGUGAUAUUCAGGGUAAAAAGAUGGAUCUUUACCGAGCAAUAGUCAAGCUUGAUCAGGAUGGAAAACCUGAUGAGAUUCAGGCCCGUGUUGAUAGCAUUCAAGCGGAUCUUGAGGAGCAAGUAAAAAUGUUGAAUGAGCGCUGCAAAAUGUAUGGAUUGCGUGGGAAACCAACGUCCCUGCUUGAGCUGCCUUUUGGAUGGCAAAGUGGCAUUCAAGAAGGAGCAGCUGAUUGGGAUGAAAAGUGGGAUUCGUUUGAAGAUGAAGGAUUUACAUUUGUGAAAGAGCUCACACUUGAUGUGCAAAAUGUGGUAGCACCUCCUAAGCUAAAGUCGCACGAGAGUAAAUCUACAUCCCGAGACGGUGCAACUACAGUUCCAGCCGCAUCGGAUGCUGAUAAGUUGACACCAGAUAGUGACAUGAAUGAGAAAGAUAAAGAUAAAGAGAAGAAGAUGGAGAGGGAGAAGGAGAAAGAGAAAGAGAGUCCACCAAACAGCCCAGCAGCGAGUAGCAAGGAACCAGAAAGCCCACCAAACAAGAUUUUUCAUGAAAAAACACAAAGUGAACAUUCAGAUGUUCCGUCGGUUAUUUCUGGUGACAAAGAUUUUGAUGAGGCUGGUUGGCCUUCAUUUGACACAAGUUAUGACUCAGAUGCAGCUUGGGAUUCCAAUGCUACAAAGCCUAAUAAGGAGGAGAGUACACAAUUGUUUGAUGGAUGGGGUGGCCUAAACCCUAUAAGAACAGAGGUUCCGAAGAAGGCGACGUUCACGUUUGAUUCUGUUCCUGGCACGCCCUCAUACAAUUCCUCCCCGCCUGGAGACAGCUUGUUCCAAAACCAUGGCCUAUUUUCUUCAACUUUUGAUAGUUCGGUUCCCAGCACACCUGCUUACAGUUAUGCUGGUUCUCCUAGACAGCAACCCUUUGUUUCUGUAUUUGCCGACUCAGUUCCAAGCACUCCCAUGUAUGCUACCAACUCACCUCGGGAAGACCACUCGUUCACCAAUAACUUCUCAAGAUUUGACUCUUUUAACAGCACUCCUAAUGAUGGUGGACUCUUCCAAUCUCGGGACUCAUUUUCAAGAUUUGAUUCAUUCCGCAGCACCGCUCAAGAUUCCGAGUAUGACCACAACACCCUUGCUAGAUUCGACUCCAUGCGCAGCACUACUGUCGAUUCUGAUUUCGGCCAUUCAUUGUUCCAAAACCCGAAUGAUUCAUUCUCAAGAUUUGAUUCCACGAACGAGUCAUCUGAUUUUAGUCAUGGGUUCCCAUCAUUUGAUGAUGCGGACCCAUUCGGAUCAAGCGGCCCCUUCAUGUCACAUGACCCGUUCAAGACAACAGUGGAGAGUGAAACUCCAAGAAGAGAUUCGGUAGAUGGUUGGAAGGCGUUUUAAUUAAUAUUCAUGCUCGGGUUUUGAGUCUUGUAUAGGUAAGUUUGCUUCUUAUCUUUGUUUGGUUUGCUUGAUUGUUUGUUUGUUUUUGGAAAUCGCAGAUUCUACUUUUAGAGCUAUCAAACUGCCGAUUGAUCUGUUUUGAGAUGCAUAAGGUUAAAACCAAUGUAAAACUAAAAGAACCUUCUCUAUUAAAGCAAUUCCUCUAGAUGUACCUUAAUUACUUUUGGGAUUUAA